AAAGGCAAAAUGGCUAUUUUCCCAGAUUGUGAAAUUCAAAUUUGGUAAAGCUCAUGAAAAAAUCGCCCAAUCGACUUUGGCCGGCGCCAAAAGCAGCUCUCACUCUCUCCCUCACCGAAAGGCCUAUCAGUUUUGCUACACAAUUGCAAUGAAAAUGGCCCAACUGUAACCGCCUCUGCCUCGGAUCUGAAGCAACACCCACUGCUUUGCUGAAGAAGAGAGGCGGUGAAAGUAGCAUAACAGUCGUAGUGAACAAUCAAAGAUGAGCGGUGCGCGUCUGUGCGCACUGCUGGGAGACUUGGGCUAUGAAGGCCACGAAUCGCUCGAUCCCGACAGCUUUGAAUGGCCAUUCCAAUAUGACGACACUCGACCCAUUCUCGAUUGGCUUUGCUCUAGCCUCCGCCCUUCCAACGUCCUUUCGCCCUCCGAAGUUUCCCAAUAUGAACAAUUUCUACAAGAAGGGAAGCUCUUGGAGGGGGAGGACUUAGACUUUGCUUAUGAUAGCAUUUCAGCCUUCUCAACCAGGAGGGACAACCAAGAAGCAGUUUUUGGAAGUGAAGAAGGAUUGAAAGACAUAAGGGAUGCUACCGUAGCUUUAAAAUCUGAAGCUUUGGAGUUGCAGAAACAGCUUAGGUGUUUGCAGUCUCAGUAUGACAUGCUCACUGGCCAGGCCUCAUCAUUAAUUCAGGGAAGAAGGGCAAGAGUUGCUGCUUCAUCUGUUGUUAAUGGACAGCUGACCGCUAUUGACGAUAGCCUUUCAGCAAGGAAUUUGGAGAUGAAUGCAGUUCUUGGAAGGAUGGUUUCUACAGCUCAAGAAUUGACACAUUAUCACUCAGGGGAUGAGGAUGGUAUAUACUUGGCUUAUUCUGAUUUCCAUCAAUAUUUGGUUGUGGAUGCCUCAUGUAUAAAGGAGCUAAACCAAUGGUUUACCAAGCAUCUGGACACGGGUCCUUACAGAUUAGUUGCUGAGGAGGGGAAAUCUAAAUGUUCAUGGGUCAGCCUAAAUGAUAUAUCAAACGUUUUAUUACAAGAUUUAGAAAAGUCCCACCAUCAGCGUGUUUCGGAAUUGCAGCGUCUUCGCUCCAUAUUUGGUACAAGCGAGAGGCAGUGGAUAGAAGCUCAAGUAGAGAAUGCUAAGCAACAAGCUAUUGUAACUACACUGAAGACUCAAGUUACAUCAGAUGAAGCUCACAUUCAUCUUGACCUUCAUUCUCUUCGGAGAAAGCAUGCUGAACUAGUUGGAGAACUUUCAAGCCUAUAUCGUAACGAAGAAAAGCUACUCUCUGAGACAAUACCUGAUCUGUGUUGUGAGCUGGCUCAGCUACAAGAUACAUACAUUUUGCAAGGAGAUUAUGAUCUAAAGGUCAUGCGCCAGGAAUUGUAUAUCAAUCGGCAAAAGAUGUUCAUAAGCCAUCUAGUUAAUCUACUUUCAAGGCAUCAGUUUUUGAAAAUGUCAUGCCAGCUGGAAAAGAAGACUAUGCUUGGGGCAUACUCAUUGCUUAAAGUUAUUGAGUCAGAGCUGCAGGGGUACCUAUCAGCAACCCAAGGCCGAGUGGAUCGGUGUAUGGAAUUGAUUCAAGCUGCAUCUGAUGUUCAAGAACAAGGGGCUGUGGAUGAUCGUGACACUUUUCUUCAUGGUGUCAGAGACCUUUUAAGCAUUUACUCAAAUGCUCAAGCUGGUUUAUCAACAUAUGUUUCUGCACCGGGCAUUAUUCAGCAGAUAUCUAGCCUUCGUUCGGACCUAAUGACAUUACAGUAUGAUCUUGAGCAUACCCUUCCAGAGGACAGAUAUAAAUGUAUAAACAAAUUGUGCACUCUUGUCCAGAGUUUACAGCAACUAUUAUUUGCAUCAUCAACAACAGCUCAACCAAUAUUGACUCCAAGGGAAUUAAUGAAAGAGCUUGAUGAAAUGGAGAAGGCCAAUGCAAAACUCUCAACUGCAGUUGAAGAAGUGACUCAUGAGCACUGGAAGAAGAAUGAGAUUGUGAAACACCAUAAAGAGGAGGUGGCACUUCAGAGGCGGGUGUUUGUAGAUUUCUUCUGCAAUCCCGAACGUUUGAGAAACCAAGUCAGGGAGCUCACUGCUCGGGUUAGGGCGUUGCAAGCAUCGUAGAAUCAUCUUUCAUACUGCUGAUGUUUUGGUGUGAAUUGUCGCCAGCCAGGCAGCCAGCUAAGGUUGUUUUGUUUUUUCUUGUAUAUGAUGUAUGAUGUUAACUACUUGUAUUCCCCUCAGGACAUAUAAUUUGUAUUAGUACACUCUAUCCAACUGGGUUGUGGAUUCUUAAUUGAUUGAGUAGUGCUUGUUUUUGCAUAAUAAUGUGUCCCAAAAGUGAAAAAGUGAAGAAUGGCAGUUUGAAUUUCAGUUUGAUC
Molecule: messenger RNA, 2370 nt
Organism: Ipomoea nil (Japanese morning glory)
Lineage: Eukaryota; Viridiplantae; Streptophyta; Magnoliopsida; Solanales; Convolvulaceae
Product: AUGMIN subunit 3
Exons: 18
Coding region: 263-2113 (616 amino acids)
Biological process (GO): centrosome cycle; spindle assembly
Cellular component (GO): mitotic spindle; HAUS complex; centrosome
Source: RefSeq, a predicted model, not a curated record